GUGAGGUAUGGAAGAGUAGGUGUGUGUUGUCGCCAUGUUGCGUAAACUGACCGAGGAGCAGAUUAACGACUGGUUCGCUAUAGGCAAAACUGUGACUGACGUCGAGUUAUUGGGCGGCACACUGCCCAGUCACUCCCGUGCCCCUCUUGCUAUGCAGGAGCCAUUAGCAGCUGUAGGGCUGCCUAUCACAGAGAGCGUUGGAACUGAAUAUGCUGAAAAAUGCAGACAGGCAAAGUCACAAGAGCAAGAAGUAAUUGGAAAUGACCAGCUUGUCUAUAGAACAGAUACUUCACUGGGUCAGUGUGAAUCAAGUGCUCUGACUUUUGUACCGAUAAGUAACGAUAAAUGUCUGGAUUUGCCUUUAGCCAAACACAGAGAAGAGAUAGUGUCUCUGAUAGAAAACAAUACAGUUGUGAUUAUACAAGGAGCAACUGGCAGUGGUAAGAGCACACAGAUUCCACAAUAUAUUUUGGAUUAUUGGUUUGAGAAAUCUGUCUACUGCAACAUUGCUGUUACCCAGCCUCGGAAAAUUGGUGCCAGCAGCAUUGCCAGGUGGAUUAGCAAGGAACGAUCAUGGAGACUGGGUGGAUUUGUAGGAUACCAGGUGAGUUUAGAGAACAUUUCCACGAAAGAGACAAGGUUGCUGUACAUGACAACUGGAAUUCUUCUUCAGAAAGUAGUUAAUGCCAAAAACCUAGCUGAAUUCACACACAUUUUCAUUGAUGAGGUGCAUGAGCGUACAGAGGAAAUGGAUUUCUUGCUCUUGGUGAUCCGUAAACUAUUGCAAACAAAUUCCCAACCUGUAAAGGUGAUAUUGAUGUCUGCUUCCAUCAACUGUAAAGAACUUGCUGAUUACUUUGCACUUCCAGAUGAGAAUGGUCUGAAUCCACCCUGUGUAAUUAAGGUGGAAGGCAAACCUUUUGCAAUCGAAGAAUAUUAUCUUGAUGAUUUGAAACACAUUGUGAAGUUCAAGCUUCCUACUCAAAUAAUUGAGGAACCAGUGAUAGUAAGGGAAAUGUAUGAAAUAGCAAUGUCUUUGAUCCAGUCAUUUGAUGAGUUAGAGAUGGAGAAGAACAGGGAGGAAAAAAACUUGAGUGUUACAUCAGAACGUGGAAGUGUGCUAGUAUUUUUACCAGGUUUGUGUGAAAUAAGAUACAUGCAGUCAUGUCUCUCAAGUAAGUUCAACAAAAGGUGGCAAGUGUACCCACUUCACUCAGGUGGGACAUUAGAGGAACAAAAUAGUGCACUUUUGGCUACAGUUCCUGGCUACAGAAAAAUUAUUCUGUGUACAAACAUAGCUGAGAGCUCUGUAACAGUUCCUGAUGUUAAGUAUGUGAUAGAUUUCUGCUUAACUAGAACUUUGGUUUGUGAUGAGGAAACUAAUUACCAGAGUUUGAGACUUUGCUGGGCAUCUAAAACAAACUGUAAUCAAAGAAAAGGUCGUGCUGGACGUGUUUCCAAAGGGUAUUGUUAUAGGCUUAUAUGCAAGAACUUCUGGACAGACUCCAUUCCAGAGCAGUCAGUACCUGAGAUACUGCGUUGUCCAUUGGGAACUACAGUCUUAAAAAUAAAAAAGCUUGAUAUGGGGGGACCAAAAGCCUUGCUGGCAACAGCUCUGUCUCCGCCCAGUGUAGAUGACAUUGAACGUACCAUACUUCAGCUGAAAGAGCUGGGAGCGCUUACGAAUUGUGUGCAAACAGAAGAUGACCCACAUGAUGGUGAGCUGACUUUCUUAGGAAGGGUAUUGGCACAAUUGCCAGUGGAUCUGCAUCUUGGAAAACUGAUAGUCCUUGGGCAUGCCUUUGGGUGCUUAGAAGAAUGCAUUAUUAUAGCUGCAGCACUGUCUUUGCGGAACUUUUUUACAUCACCUUUACAACAGCAAGUUGAUGGAUACAGGAACAAACUGUUUUUUGCUGGGAAUAGUAAGAGUGACUGCAUUGCAAUUGUGAAUGCUUUUAAGGCAUGGCAGGCAUGCAGUCAAAAAGGGGAGCUGAGACAUCCCAAGAAAGAGCUUGAGUGGGGUCAAUCAAACUGUAUUCAUAUCAAGAAGGUCCGGGAGGUGGCACAGUUAUUUCACAACUUGAAAGAGCGAGUCAGUGCAUUUAACAUGCAUGUUAAUGCUCAACCAUCUGCUGUGGAUCAGGAAUGUUUAUACAAACAACGCUUCAUUUUGCAGGUUGUGAUAGCUGGUGCUUUCUAUCCAAACUACUUUACUUUUGGGAAAUGUAAUGAAGAAUGUGCUGUGAGAGACCUUGCUGGCAAAGAUCCAAAAACGACUGUAAUGCUGAGGAAUAUUCCUCCCUAUGGAUAUCUAUACCAUAAACAGUUGCAGUCACUGUUUAGACAGUGUGGGCAGGUAAAAUCUAUUGCCUAUGAUGGAUCAAAGGCUUUUGUGGAGUUCUCCCGUAACCCAAUGGAGGGCUUUAAGAUUCUUCCCGCAGUAUACCUGUCAGUCAAGAUGUCACAGCUGAAAAGUCCUCUUUCACUGAAUGCUUAUCAUCUAAAUGAUAUUGAAAAGCAAUUGCAAGGAGUCACAGCUCUGAGUGUGGAAUCUCUAAGAGUAAAUGUGGACUGUCAAAAGCAGAGUGUGGAGCCUGUGGAAAUUUCAUUUGGUGCUUUACAACAGUUAAAGAUGAUCCCAAAUCGUCUUCUGUCCAUCAAGAUAACAGAGAUAGUAGAAGUUGGACACUUUUGGGGUUACAGGACAGAUGAAAAAAACAGAACUGUACUUCAGGCUCUAACUGAUGAAAUUAACUACCAGAACCUGAUGGAUUUGCCAGUGUCUCCACAUCCAGAGAUGGUUUGUCUGGCACCAUUCACUCAUCUGGAAGAUGGAGGAUAUUGUAGAGCUCGUAUUCUGUAUGUUUGUGGAGAUUUUGCUGAGGUGUUCUUUGUGGAUUAUGGCAAUAGAUCAAAAGUGCCUUUAAAGAAAUUAAAAAGGAUUCCAAGCUCUCUUCAAGAGCUUCCUUUCCAGGCUUUAGAAUUCAAGAUGUGCAAGAUGCGUCCUUCUGCAAAAUCUCUUGUGUGCGGGGAACAGUGGAGUUACAGUGCUAACCAAAGAUUUGCCUCAUUAGUAAAUGGCUCUGCAAUUUUAGUGAAGGUGUAUUCACUUGUGCAUAGUGUUCUGCAUGUAGAUGUUUUCUGUUCCGAGGGGUACCAAGAGUUUGUGAAUAUUCGAGAUGUGCUUAUUGAAGAAUGUUAUGCUGAACUAGCAGAAGAAUCAUAUGAAUCACAACAAAGCCAUAGUUUGCUCAGGGAAUUAUUUUUGGACCAAGUAAAAGAACAGAAAAUGUCUGUAUCUUCAAGAAAGGAAGAAAAGCAUCUCCUUGAAAGAUUGUUAAACUGCUUUUCUGAACAUAAAUCUAAUGUGCCAAGCCAUAAGGUAACAGUUUUUGGCCCAUUCAGUCCGUAUGAGCUGAAAUGCUACAGUAUGACAAGAGUAUCCCAGUUCAGAAAAAUUCUUAUACAAAAGCAAAGCAUAAACUCUGUUGUUCUCCAUGAUGCUUCAGAAGAAACCUCUCAGCAGUUGUUGGUUUCUGCGUCUGUAUCAGCAAAUGCAACUGGAUCUGCUGUGAUUUUAGAAGAAACGUCUUUGAUGCCUCCUAUUCCUGGCCUGCUUCCACUCCUCAGUAUGCUGUUUGCUCCUGCUAUAGAACUAAGGGUUGAUAAAAGUGGAAAGUAUUUCACUGGUGUUUUGUGCGGUUUGGGUUGGAGUCAGAAUUCUGGAGCUCCCCUGCUUCCAGAAAAUGACAUGGAACUGACAUUUGAUGUGCAUUUUGGAGUGGAAGACAUAUCAGAGAUAAAUAUCCUAAGGACAGCCAUUAAUAAGCUGCUUUCUGAACGCACAGUGUGUUUUGAACAAACAAGAGUGACACAGCUGCAGGAGGAUGUUCGUCAGAAGCUUCUACGUUUAAUCUGCAAAUCAAAACCUCGAGAAAAAGUUGUUCCUACAUGGUACGAGAAGCCGUAUGCAUGGAAUCAGGUGCAUCCUCAGCAUAUUAUUGACCAGUCUGAAAAGCAGCAUGAAAGAAGAAAUGGUCUUUAUCAGCUACAUAAGCUUGUUUUGUUGAAUGCUUAAGGAUUUCUAGAAGUCUUUCAGAGGACAAGGAAUUGCAGCUAGUCUGAAAAGUUUUUCUGUCUUCUAUGUAACCCUUGGACUCACAUUUUGCAAGACUGUUUCUUGAGAUUAGUGUAAGUGUACUUAAAAUACAGUUUGGAACAUGUUAAUGCAUUUUUAGAAAGCUAAGGUUUGCUGACCUAGAGCAGGUGAGUUUAUGAAUAAACUGGGGUAAAGCAGGAUGUAUUUUUCAUUUUAAUAAUACUUCUGAACAGGUUUAUCACAAGGUAUGUGAAAGACAAAAUCUAGGUUUAGUUGUUUGUUUUCUGUCUAAAGGCUCCUAAGCCAUAGAGCAUGAUUUUUUUGUCUUUAAAUACAAGUUGUAUUUUCCUGUUACUUUUCUCAUCAGCUUUUCAAAAAGCCAUGCAACAAAGGUUUUCCUUAACUGAAGAAAACUAGAAGACAAAGGAAACUUGUGAUCUAGAUUAUGUUCUUAUAAGAAGUAUGUUUUCAUAUAUUGGAUACAUUUUUUUCAU
Pezoporus flaviventris is the source of this 4593-nucleotide messenger RNA. It is a transcript of the gene TDRD9, whose product is annotated as tudor domain containing 9. The transcript has 36 exons. The record is from RefSeq and is a predicted model, not a curated record. Gene Ontology annotation, cellular component: intracellular anatomical structure. Bases 35 to 4078 code for a protein of 1347 amino acids. Gene Ontology annotation, molecular function: ATP binding; RNA binding. NCBI's taxonomy places the organism in Eukaryota, Metazoa, Chordata, Aves, Psittaciformes, Psittacidae.